Messenger RNA from Pseudozyma hubeiensis SY62, 3990 nucleotides. RefSeq lists its product as hypothetical. Bases 1 to 3990 code for a protein of 1329 amino acids. Gene Ontology annotation, molecular function: protein binding. The record is from RefSeq and is a predicted model, not a curated record. NCBI's taxonomy places the organism in Eukaryota, Fungi, Basidiomycota, Ustilaginomycetes, Ustilaginales, Ustilaginaceae. The transcript has 2 exons. Gene Ontology annotation, cellular component: nuclear pore; nucleus.
AUGCCUCCGACAGCAGAGUACAGGGCUAAUUGGCCAGUCUUUGCGCUGGCAUGGUCGAAUCACCCGUCCACGUCAAGCUCUUCCUCGUCGUAUCAUCCUCGCAAUCCAUCCGGCUCGGCUCGAUACAUUCCUUCCUCUCCAUCGCCUUUGGGUCGACAGGACGAAUUUGGCGGACCUCCGCCGUCCACAACACCAGGUCCACCAGAUAGUGCCAGGAUAGCCGUGGGAUCCUUCGUAGAGCAGUACACGAAUCGCAUCCAGAUCCUCGGAUUCGACCAACGCGAUUCGAGCUCGCUGACGCUGCUGGCAGAUGCUUCCCACCCGUAUCCUCCCACCAAGCUGGGAUUCCAGCCAUCCACGCUCUUUGAUGCCUCCUCGAGUGAGCGACGCGAUGCUUCUCUAGAAAGGGAAAGAAGCUCAGGCGAGAGAGGCUACGCGUCUCCAACGACCAAGCUGGCAAAGCGAGGCAGCUGGGGCACCAAAGUACGAUCCUCAUUAUCAGGCGAAGGCAGCGAUUUGCCAGAUCAUUACCCGGACAGAGAGCUGCUCGCAAGUACAGCCGAUUGUCUGCGCAUCUGGGAGAUCUACCGAAACGAAUACUCGGAUCCAUACCAGUCGAGCUACGUCGGCGGCAACAGUGGUGCAGGAGCGCAACAAGGCGAAGGCUCGCAGCUACCCUUUGCGCUACGAGAGAAGAGCGUCUUGGCACAUUCAAAGAACACAAAGAGCCCGCCAGCACCGCUCACCUCGUUCUCGUGGAACACGCCAUCGCCAAACCUCAUCGUCACUUCGAGCAUCGACACAACAUGUACCAUCUGGGAUCUUCCCACUCGCACCGCCUUGACCCAACUCAUCGCUCACGACCGUGAGGUGUACGAUGUUGAUUGGUGUCCCGGGUCGGCCGAUGUCUUUGCCAGUGUCGGGGCGGACGGCAGUGUGCGUGUGUUCGACUUGCGCAGCUUGGAGCAUUCCACCAUCAUCUACGAGACGGGCACGGCACCGGGUGCUACCGAGUCGCGUCCAGGGACGAGCAUGUCGACGUCGUCACGGGCUACAUCUACUCGAAGUGUACCGGCCGCACCACUGCUGCGCAUCGCUUUCAAUCCGUGGGAUGCCAAUUACCUAGCCACAUUCCACUUGGAGUCCGACUCUGUCCAGAUCCUCGACGUUCGAGCACCUGGUUCGCCGAUCCUCGAGCUGCGAGGGCACUCGGCGGCGGUCAAUGCGAUCGCCUGGGGACCACCCUCCGUCGGUGCCGGUGUUCUUGGUCCGAGCAAAGGCAUGGUCUGCUCCGCCGCUGACGAUGCGCAAGUUCUGGUGUACGACCUUGCAUCCACAACGCUGAGAACCGCUUCAGCACAGGGGAGACGCAGCAGGAACGGACACGCACCAUCACCAGCGCCAGGCUCGCUCGGAUACUCGCACUCGACCUCGUCCUUCGGUGGCACGGCUAGUCCCGCGCCGACUUCGAGUAUCGCUGGCAGCAUCGGCAUCGGCGCUGAGAUUCCUUUCCUCGCUUACACCACUCCAAAUCAGGACAUGGUCAACAAUGUCUCUUGGCUGCGAGCAGGCGGCGGCGGUCUUCCACCGGGCGUUGGUGGUUUCAGCGGCGGUGGAGGUGGAGGAUCAAGCUCACACAAGAGCGUUGUGCAGGAAUGGAACGAGUUCACCGCGGGGAGCGCAGGCGGCGGUGGUUCGUCGUCUGGAUUUGCGCCUCACGAUUCGGACUGGAUCGCUCUGGCAGCAGAGUCCGUGCUUCAUCGGAGAGAGCCGAUCUUAGUUGUGACUGUUGAUGAGCUUGUAGGCACAUUUCCACCUCGUCUUGUCCUUCCACUAUCAUCUCAGACGCACUCACAUCCCAUCGACGGACUCAGCAUAAUGAAGCGACAAGCAGAGAAACAGAUUCGGAGAGAAGAUGGCGACGAUGCAUCCGACGACGACUCGCCAUCACAGGGAUCGAUGCCCGCCACCCCGGCUGCUGGCAGAGUCAUCCGCGGCCUGCCCAAGCGACGCGGAACACCCGGAACUCCUGGCACAGCAGCGGGAGCGGCCGCAGCGCCCAGUCCUAUCAGCUUCGGUGCUGCUUCGUCAACACCGCCUUCCUUCGGCGCGCCAACGGGAUCCAAUCCUUUUGCUAGUCUAGGCGGCAGCGGUGGAUUCGGCAGCUCUCCGGCUUCAGCUGCCCCCGCCGCUUCUACAUCAACGCCAACCUUUAGCUUCGGUGCUUCUACCACCGCGCCUUCGUCCAGCACUCCUUCGCAGCCGCCUGCGAAAGUUAAUCCUUUUGGCGGCUUCACUGGUUUCGGCGCCGCCAAACCUGCUGCUCCGGCAGCGAACGCUCCUUCCACAGCUUCCACGCCUUCCUUCUCCUUUGGAUCAUCAACAGCGAGCGCCUCUCCAGGUACUUCAAAUCCCUCGGCAGCUGCGCCGUCCAAGACCUCGAGCAUCGUGUCCGGAAUUCUUGGGAGUAUGUCCUCCCCUUCACCUGCAGCACCACCUACUUCCUCGACUACUGCCACGAAUGGGCAGAGCGCGUCGCCCGGAGACAAGGACAAGCUUCGUUCGCUCCGUGGUCUCAACGUAUCUUUCCAGUCAGCGCUUGCCCAGAAGGUCAAAGAGCAGCUUGAUGCGGAUCCAUUUGCGGACCUCACACCUCUCAUCGAGUCGUUCAAGACGCAGUAUCGCAAGCAUCGGGAUAGCAUAGAAAACAAGAGCUCGACAUCUGCCCCUGCAGUUGCAAGCACGUCAAGCACACUGAGCAGCAGCGCCACUCCGUUCAAGCCAGCUGCUACCAACGGCACCUCCUCAAGCGCUUCCGCAGUCUCGACGCCGUCUACUGCUGCUGCGGCUCCUGCCUCCACAUCCUCCUCUUCCGCUCUUCCGACUUUCAGCUUUAGCAAACCCGCAUCGACGCCCGCUUCCACAUCGUCCAGCGCACCCUCGACUAGCGCGCCUUCCUUCUCUUUCGGGUCGAGUGCCUCUGCCGCCAAGCCAGCUAGCUCUGAUUUCUCCUUCUCGCCUCUUCCCAGCUCCAGCUCAGUACCAUCCAAGACGACGCCUGCUGCCUCGUUCUUCUCCUUCGGAUCUUCUGCCUUUGGCAACAAAUCAGUGGCUCAAGAGGCACAGAAGGACGAGGAACAAGAAGCAGCAGGUGGAGAUGAAGAUGAAGAGGACCAAGAGGACGAUGAGCAAGAUGACGAGGAAGACGACGAAGAUGAUCAGGAAGACGACGAGGAAGACGAAGAGGAAGAUGACGAGAUCGACCAAGACGAAGACGAGGACGAUGAGAGAGAGGAAGAUGCAGACGAAGACGAUGACGAGGUAGUCGUGACCGGCUCGAAAGCCGCCUCAAAUUCGACAUCCACAGCCAAGCCUCCGUCAUUCUCGCUUCCAACAGGCGGCUUCUCCUUCGGUGGCAAACCAGUCAGCAUCAGCUCCUCACAAGAAGACGAGAAGAAAGCAGAGGCUACACGCAGCAUGGCCGGAGCGCCUCAACUCAACCUUCCCAGCUCCGGCUUCUCGUUCGGCGGCAAACCUGUCAACUUUGGCGCCUCCAAACCCGCCGCGUCGACGCCAACCGCACCAACGUUCGGUAGCACCCCUCCUACGUCUUCUACCGCGACAUCUACAUCGACCGAACCAACAUUCUCGUUCGGCAGCAGCACACCUUCCGCAACCAAGGACACUCCCGCAUUCGGUGGCUUCACCUCAUCCACCAACCCCGCGUCCAAAUCCGCCUCCACACCAGCAUUCUCCUUCGGCAGCUCCACCCCUUCCUCUUCCACACCAGCCUUCGGCUCGUCAACAUCCUCAUUCGGUGCUCCACCAACGUUCUCCUUCGGCGGUGGGGCGUCUUCGUCAUCCCCGACCAACUUUGCCAACCUUUCGGCGAGCACGGCUGCCAAACCGGGAGCAUUCAGCUUUGGGUCCGGGGCAAUCAAGUUUGGGGACGCGCAACAGAAGGAUAAGAAGGAGAACGAGGAGGAGUGA